Messenger RNA from Felis catus (domestic cat), 1047 nucleotides. It is a transcript of the gene DEPDC4, whose product is annotated as DEP domain containing 4. Gene Ontology annotation, biological process: intracellular signal transduction. Lineage: Eukaryota; Metazoa; Chordata; Mammalia; Carnivora; Felidae. The record is from RefSeq and is a predicted model, not a curated record.
AUGGCUCCGGCCCCGGUCUCCCGUCGCCUCAAGGCCUCUUCGGGGAACUCGGGCCUCUCGGAUCCCCUCCCCGGAGCUCGUCAGUCCCCCAGCUCGGCUACACACGGGCGUCCACCGUCCCGGCCCGCAGCCGUCAGGCCCGUCACCACGCAACAGUCACCAGCUCCAAGGGCCUUGGGAGGCCUACGCCGGGUGCGGGUCCUUCCCCGUUCCCUCCUUGCUGGCCUAGAGAGCCCAGAUGGGAGUGUGGCAGGUGAAGGAGAUCGCCUUGUGCCCGUGGGCGGUCACUCACCUCUUCCCUCUUUCCCGGGAGGGGCGGUGCUGGGGCUCGUUUCCCCCGCCCCCCCAAACGCUUCCUGGCUGCCCCUGCUCAGCCUCAGAGCCUUGCCGCGGCCGCCGGCUUACUCCAUAGCCUUCUCCACCCGCGCGGCCUCAAAGGAACCCGAGCGCUAGCUGACCGCGGUCCUUUUGACUCCGCGAUUCCGUAGCCUUGGCAGCCGGAGUAGGCUUCCGAGGCCAGGACCGAGCGAGCAGAGUUUCGUUAGCCCUAAAGGUGGCUUCUGCCGGAAAAGGAGGACAGGAUGCUCUAGUCCUUAAGCUACUCAGCUAUGGGAUGAUAUUAUUCACUCCCUUCAGACUCAGGUGGAAAUAAAAAAGAAGCAUCAUUGACGAACAUACAAGAACUGUUUUACUGGCUCUGAUGCUGUUGAUGUAGCAUCAAGUCAUCUUAUGCAAAACAUGUGCUUAAGUAGUAAUGACACCUCUCCUCUUAAAGGAGUUUGUCUUUGCCAAGUUCUAACGAAUCAUCAAGUACUUGAACCAGUAGGAAUGAAGCUACUGAAAAAUGAAAAGGAACUCUAAUUUGAAGAUUAAAACAGUAGUCCCAACAAGUUUCUAGGCAAUAAAAUUAUCCAUACAGUAAGUGGAAAUGUGGUUAUACCUCCAAAUAUCACAACCUGUGACAAACCUGUUCUCUCACUUUCAAAAGAAGGUCGGUCCUCUGCAGAGUUCCUCUUUGCUUGCAAUGGGGACUGUUUAGACCUUUAA